AUGACGUUCUUGAGGAAAAGUGCAUUCCACCAGAGUGUCCUCUCUGUGAGGACCCACGUGAGGAACUGGUCCUUGCACAUCUGCGCCUUCCGUCCCACCCCAGGAGCCUUCUGGGACUCAGACUGCGGGCGCCCUGAGCCCUCUGCCCGCAUCGUGGGGGGCACAGACUCGCGGCCUGGCGCCUGGCCGUGGCAGGUGAGCCUGCACCAAGGCGACGGCCACGUCUGCGGGGGCUCCCUCAUCGCCCCUUCCUGGGUCCUCUCUGCAGCUCACUGUUUUGUGACGAACGGGACCUUGGAGCCUGCAGCCGAAUGGUCGGUGCUCCUGGGCGUGCACUCCCAGGACGGGCCCUUGGACGGCGCGCACGUCCGCGCAGUGGCCGCCAUCCUGGUGCCGGACAACUACAGCAACGUGGAACUGGGCGCCGACCUGGCCCUGCUGCGCCUGGCCUCGCCCGCCAGGCUGGGCCCCACCGUGCGACCCGUCUGCCUGCCGCGCGCCGGGCACCGCUUCGUACACGGCACAGCUUGUUGGGCCACCGGCUGGGGAGACGUCCAGGAGGCGGACCCGCUGCCUCUCCCCUGGGUGCUACAGGAAGUAGAGCUUCGGCUUCUGGGAGAGGCUGCCUGUCAGUGUCUCUAUAGCCGACCCGGCCCCUUCAACCUCACAUUCCAGCUCCUGCCAGGGAUGCUGUGCGCUGGCUACCCAGAGGGACGCAGGGACACCUGCCAGGGUGACUCCGGAGGACCUCUGGUCUGUGAGGAAGGUGGCCGCUGGUUCCAGGCGGGAAUCACUAGCUUUGGCUUUGGCUGUGGGCGAAGAAACCGUCCCGGGGUCUUCACUGCGGUGGCCCCCUAUGAGACUUGGAUUCGGGAUCAGGUGACCGGCUCAGAGCCUGGCCCUGCCUUUCCCAGCCAGCCGCAGGAGCCCCAGUCGGGGCCCCGGGAGCCCAGGGAGGAGAACUGUACCAUCGCCCCGCCAGAGUGCGGGAAGGCUCCGAGGCCGGGGGCCUGGCCCUGGGCAGCCCAGGUGACGGUUCCAGGAUUCAGACCCUGCCACGGGGCGCUGGUGUCGGAAAGCUGGCUCUUAACACCUGCCAGCUGCUUUCUGGACUCGGGCACCUGGGACAGCCGGCCCAGUGACCUCGACGCCUGGCGGGUGCUGCUGCCCUCGCGGCCGCGUGCGGAGAGGGUGGCGCGCCUGGUGCUGCACGAAAACGCUUCGCACGACCACGCGGCGGACCUGGCGCUGCUCCGGCUGCGCGCGCCCGUGAACCUGAGCUCGGCCCUGCGGCCUGUGUGCCUGGCCCAUCCUGAACACUACUUCCUGCCCGGGAGCCGCUGCCGCCUGGCUCGCUGGGGCCGCGGGGAACCCGCGCCUGGCCCUGGAGCGCAGCUGGAAGCGGAGCUUUUGGGUGGCUGGUGGUGUCACUGCCUCUAUGGCCGCCAGGGGGCGCCAGUACCGCCGGCCGGAGACCCGCCGCGAGCGCUCUGCCCCGCCUACCAGGAAGAGGAGGAGGCGGGCCACUGCUGGAACGACUCCAGCUGGAGCCUGGUGUGCCGGGAGAAGGGGACCUGGUUCCUGGCUGGAAUCAGCGGCAUCUCUGGUGGCUGUCUCCGCCCUCGAGCCUUCACCCCACUGCAGACCCACGGCCCGUGGAUCAGCCAUGUGACGCGGGGAGCCUACCUGGAAGACCAGCUGGCCUGGGAUUGGGGCCCUGAGGGCGAGGUCACUGAGCCUCAGACUUGUCCCCCACACACAGAGCAUGGUGCCUGCGGCCUACGGCCAGAGUCUGCUCCAGCUGGGGUGCUGUGGCCCUGGCUGGCAGAGGUGCACGUGGCUGGCGAGCGAGUCUGCACUGGGAUCCUUGUGGCCCCUGGCUGGGUCCUGGCAGCCACCCACUGUGUCCUCAGGCCAGGCUCUACAACAGUGCCUUAUGUUGAAGUCUACUUGGGCAGGGUGGGGGCCAGCCCUGUCCCACAGGGCCACCAGGUGUCUCGGUUGGUCACCAGCAUCCGCCUGCCCCGGCACUUGGGACUAGGGCCCCCCCUGACCCUCCUGGAGCUCAGCUCCCGAGUGCAGCCCUCGCCAUCCACGCUCCCCAUCUGCCUCCACCCAGGAGGUGUCCCCCCGGGGGCCAGCUGCUGGGUGUUGGGCUGGAAAGACCCUCGAGACCGAGUCCCUGUGGCUGCUCCCGUCUCCAUCUUGACGCCACGACUCUGUCACUGCCUGUAUCAGGGCAUCCUGCCCCCUGGGACAUUCUGUGUCCUCUACGCAGAGGGCCAAGAUGACAGGUGUGAGGUGACCUCGGCACCGCCCCUCCUGUGCCAGACCGAGGGAGGCUCCUGGGUCCUCAUGGGCCUGGCUGUCCGAGGGAGCCGGGAGCUGUUCGCAGCCAUUGGCCCAGAAGAGGCCUGGAUCUCCCAGACUGUGGGGGAGGCCCACUUCCUGCCCCCUAGUGGCUUACCCUACUGGCUCCCCGAGGGCAGUGACCUGUGCCCCCCAGACUUGGCAGGGGCCUCAGGCUCCCCUGGAGCCGCUGCUCUGUUCUUGCUGCUGCUGACUCCCCUGAUCCAGGGCUGGUGAGCCUGCCUCCCGGAGCCUUGUCUUCUUUGCCACCACUGCUGCCUCUGCCAGCAGGGCAGGAAUGCCGCUGGACCAGCUGGCUGCAGGCUUGCAGGGUGGGUGUCCCCUCCACCUAGCACCUGGCCAGGGCUUCCGACGAUUGGGCCUCAGUGCUGGCUAUUUGGGGCCCAGGAAUCCUUGGGGCGGAGGAGCAGAUAAUAAAGAUGUAAACACAGA
Messenger RNA from Octodon degus (degu), 2802 nucleotides. It is a transcript of the gene Prss36, whose product is annotated as serine protease 36. Bases 1 to 2586 code for a protein of 861 amino acids. The transcript has 14 exons. Gene Ontology annotation, molecular function: serine-type endopeptidase activity. Gene Ontology annotation, biological process: proteolysis. The record is from RefSeq and is a predicted model, not a curated record. Lineage: Eukaryota; Metazoa; Chordata; Mammalia; Rodentia; Octodontidae.